AUUUUUCUUGUACCUAUUACUGAUGGUCGUCAGUAUAAAGAAGGUCUAUAUAUAAACCAGUUCUGAAUAUCGUUACAUUGCGCAAAGCUGAAGAAGAUACGUAUAACGUUGCAAAUUUGCAUUAAUGCAGAUAAAGAUACAUACGCGAGGAUCCAAAGUAUGAGUCUUAUGGAAAAUUCAAAUUCGCAAGUUGUCAUUGAUGAUCAAUUGCAACAUUUUAUUGAGACUGAGACCAAGAAGCAUCAAUUCCAGGGAUUGGUGCAUGAAUUGACGGGUCUCUGUUGGGAGGUUUGUAUGGAUAAGCCAUCGUUACGUCUGGAGUCCAAAGUUCACAAGUGUCUUGUGAAUUGCGUGGGAAGAUUCAUCGACACUACUAAUUAUAUCGCAAACAGAAUUGAACGUGUUGCCUCGAGUUUACCAUCUGAAUCAGAAAACAUGGAGUAAACGUAUUAUCUCUAAGAAUUAUGUGUCAAAGUUUGUCAUCUUUAGAAACUCUUUAAUAUAUUUGUACAUGUGCUAAAUCUGCAUAAAUCAUUGGAUAUGUUUUCGAGCAUUCGGGGAUUUCUGAGUCGCCACAGACGCAAAUUUAUAUUUGGAAGUGUGGUUGUUAGUAGCAUUAUUUUCCUUACACGCUAUACACAACGUAAGCUGUUAGAAUGGCAAGAAAAUGAGAUAAAAAUGCUAAUGGAAAGAACAAAAAAGCGACAGUACUAUGAAAGUACAGAGAGAACAUGUAAUCAAAUGAUUUCGUCUCUUGCAGUAACUUUAAGAAACUCUGUAGUCAAAGAAAACGAUACAGAAGCUAUUUUAAAUCAACUUAGAGAGGGCACAGCUGAUAAGAUAUCAUCAUGGAAUCAAUUAAAAGUAUUAGCAAUCACACGUUCAGCUGUAAUAAUUUAUUCUUAUACAAUGUUAGUUACAUUUCUUAGAAUUCAGCUUAAUUUGAUUAGCGGGCAUAUGUACAAAAGCGUGCAGAAUGUGAACAAUGGAACUAUCGGUAAUGAAGUACAAGCAAGAUAUAUGGCUCUUUCUAGCUAUUUUAUAUAUGAGGGUAUUAAAGAGUUGAGCAGUUUCAUAAAGAAUAAAGUCACUGAGAUCACAACUUCAUUGUCCUUGACGGAGCGGUUAACACUAAGAGACUUAGAACAGAUUUAUUGGGCGAUUACAUCUUCCAUAUCUGCCGAUGGUGCGAAAGAUCCUGUAAAGAACUUCACGUAUUAUACGUUACAACAGGAUAUUGAGAAGAGUGACACGUCUACUUAUUCGAAGCUAAGAGAUCAAGUGCUAGAUGUAUCGGAAAGUGAAGAAGUGCAAGAUUUAAUGCAGAAAAAUAUUCGAAGUGGAUUUGUUAUGUUAAUUGAUCAUAUAUCUACAUACUUCAGUGAAUCUCCCAAAAUUGAUGCACAGAACAGAAUGUUGCUUUCAAGAGAAGGAUCAAGCGUCAAAAAUUCGAUUUUAACAGACUUGAGAGAAGAAGCAAGUGGAUUUGUAGACGUUAAUAAGACCACUAUGGCCUUGGCCAAAAUUAUUCCUAUUAUAAAUGGACAAGUUCCAGAUAAUCCAAUGCCAAACGAUAUAGCAGCGGAUUGGCUUCAAUAUCUAAUAUUAAAUAGUGAUCUUAAAACACUCGGGGCGAAUCUUUACGAAGCAGUCAGCUAAUUGUAAGGCUAAUUACAAAUCAACCAAAAUCAAUCAGUCUUGAAAAUUUAAUUAUCGACUGGACAAUGCAGCGUGAUAAUUUUGUUAGAAUUCAUAGAAUUUUUUUAUUAUAUUCAAAUCAAGAUUAUUUUAUACAAAGCAUUAUAUAUAUAUAUAUACAAAAUUUUUAUUAUAUCUUCAUAGAUCAAAGUUGAUGAUUUCACUCUUUCUUUACUAAUGUUUCUAUCUCAAAAUAUCAAAUAAAAUUAUAUACUGAAAAGGAGAUAUUCCAUAUAUAUAUAUAUAUUAUGAAAAAUAUUUAAAUAGCGCGAUUUGUUAUUAAAAGCAAUAGAGACAAGUGUAAGAAACUUAAAUAAAUAACAUUGCUAUUAUGUAUAUGAUAUGUAAUGUAAACAAGAAUUUGUUUCAGAUUAAAUAGUAUUUA
This is a messenger RNA of Pogonomyrmex barbatus (red harvester ant), 2083 nucleotides long. Its product is annotated as mitochondrial import inner membrane translocase subunit Tim8 A-like. The record is from RefSeq and is a predicted model, not a curated record. NCBI's taxonomy places the organism in Eukaryota, Metazoa, Arthropoda, Insecta, Hymenoptera, Formicidae.